Molecule: messenger RNA, 2515 nt
Organism: Adelges cooleyi (spruce gall adelgid)
Lineage: Eukaryota; Metazoa; Arthropoda; Insecta; Hemiptera; Adelgidae
Gene: Dop2R
Product: dopamine D2-like receptor
Exons: 8
Coding region: 18-1661 (547 amino acids)
Biological process (GO): adenylate cyclase-activating adrenergic receptor signaling pathway
Cellular component (GO): membrane
Molecular function (GO): dopamine neurotransmitter receptor activity, coupled via Gi/Go; G protein-coupled receptor activity
Source: RefSeq, a predicted model, not a curated record
GCCGUGUCUUCGGUGUGAUGCUACUACCCAACGACACCGGCGUGUACGACGGCGGCGCGGGUGACAAUUACACCGGUGACUAUUUUAACUGCACCGGUGUUGACAAUUAUUACAACAAUUGUACCUCGCCGCCGUUGGAAGACGAGAUCGUGAAAAACUAUUGGGCUCUGGCGUUGGUCGUGUUCCCCAUACUCACCUUGUUCGGCAACGUACUGGUUAUAAUCAGCGUCUGCCGCGAACGGGCCCUGCAAUCCGUCACCAACUACUUUAUCGUCAGCCUGGCCUUAGCUGACCUCUUGGUAGCCCUAGUGGUCAUGCCGUUUGCCGUCUACGUGCUGGUAAACGGAAAAUGGGGCUUACCACCAUUUGUUUGCGAUUUCUAUAUUGCCAUGGACGUGAUUUGCAGCACGUCGUCCAUAUUCAACUUGGUGGCGAUCAGUAUAGACAGGUACAUUGCGGUCACGCAGCCGAUAAAAUACGCAAAGCACAAAAACAACCGGCGAGUGUGGCUGACAAUAGUGUUGGUGUGGGCCAUCAGUGCAGCAAUUGGCAGUCCCAUUGUACUGGGGCUGAACAACACCCCGGACCGGACGCCGGACCUCUGCCUUUUUUACAACUCGAAUUUCAUCAUCUACUCUUCCCUAUCCUCGUUCUACAUACCGUGCAUUAUCAUGGUGUUCCUCUAUUGGAACAUAUUCAAGGCAUUAAACCUGAGGGCGAGGAAAGCAAAGGCGGCAAGAAGACCGCAAAUCGGUAGGGACAUGAAACCGGGUAUCAUCAUCGAAAACGUCGCUCAAACCAGAAGGAGACUGGCCGAAACCACGUUACUGGCCACGGCUUCGUUAGCGCCCGGAAGUUCUUCCAUUAUCGACGAAGGACCAACGAACACCGGAAGCGGAAGUCAGGACGAAGAAGAAGAAGGCAAUUCGCCCGGUUCAGAUGAUUGUCACAUCAUACAAAAUGACAAAUCUACAGACUUUAUCCUGUCUACAGUCAUGGAAGAAACUGCGAUGGUGGCAACUUUGGCCACGCCGCAAAACCUGCCAGUUGACCCAAACGGCAGUUUAAAAUCCAGACCACAAGACAUAGAUCUCGUAGCUAGGGUCUUGAACCCAAACCAGACCGUCAGUUCAAUAAGUGAUAAAAUUGGAGAUAAGAUGCCCAUCAAACAAAAAGACUCUCCCGACUCGGUGGUGACAGCUACGAUGCCGGCUGAUCGGCCGAAUCGAACCACCCAAUCGAUGGUGAAGCGUUCGCUGUCGUCGAUGCUCCGAAACGGGUCCGAGGACGACAGCUCUAGGUGUUCGAAGAAGGACUUCAAGGCGUCGGCCGAGGGCAGUAGUCGUUUCACCAUUUACAAAGUGAACAAAGCGAGCCGAAAGAAACGGGAAAAGUCGUCGGCGCGAAAGGAAAGGAAAGCCACCAAAACCCUGGCAAUAGUACUGGGUGUGUUUUUGUUCUGCUGGGUACCGUUUUUCACGUGCAACAUUCUGGACGCGAUAUGCAAUAAAUUGGAAAAGAACUGUUCCCCAGGUGUACGGGCAUUCAUCCUGACAACGUGGCUGGGCUACAUGAACAGCUUUGUGAACCCGGUCAUAUACACCAUAUUUAACCCGGAAUUCCGGAAAGCGUUCAAAAAGCUCAUGAGAAUCGGCACAUGACCCGUGGCCGACGGUCUGGGCAAAAGUAUGACAAAUGUUUCCAAACACUGAGUGAAUCAUUUGUAUUCAAUAUGAUUUGUACAGUGCAAUGGUAAUUAAAACCUCACGAAAAGAACAUUGCAUAUUUUCAGCCCCGACCAAAACGCAUAAUGAUAAUAAUAACCAAACAUCAUACCUUCCAUCAGAGCAUUAGUGUAGCAAAGAACGUGCUUUACUCCUCCAAGAAAUAUUGACAUUUUUUUUAGCUAUUACACUAAUACAAAAUGCACUAACAUAUAUCAUUUCCUUUUGAUGCGAUUUUAUCUAUUAAAUUAUAAGUACAUACAAUUGAGUGUCAGAUGUUAAAACAAAUUCAUUUUCUACGUACAUAAAUUGCACUCAGCUACCUUUUUUUUGUUUGUUUUAAUGGGUGAACAUAAUGUUUAUUUAUUUCAUUAAAUAUUCCACUAAAAUUAAACACGGGGUGGUACUCAUAACUAAAAUAGUAUUAUUAUAUAACAUCAAAGUGAUAAAAUCAAAUUCGAGUAUUUUAAUUAUUUGUUAAUUUAUUAGUAUGUAUUAAAUAUUAAUCCGCUUAAAAUAAGAACUUAUUAUUAUAUAUAAACCUAUUAAAUGGUUAAUAAUUUGUGUUCUGUUAAUUACUGUUAAUAAGCUAAACGAUGAAAAUAAACUGUAUUGGAAGUUCGGUACAACCCGGGUCUGGCGACUUAAUGAACUUGAGGUUCAAAUUAUAGUAUAAGUCCUCUGGGCAACUUCAAUAACUUAAACAGAAAUAAAUGGCCUUUCUAAAAUUCGGGGUCCGUGAUAAAUAUUGACCUAUGAACAACACGUGUGAAUCAUUGAAAGUUAAUAAA